GUUGACUACAAGAAGCAUUUUAUCGGUUGACGUUGUCCAGGCGAAGAGCGAGCGAGAGCGUCUUAUAGAACACGGAAAGCAUAAGGAUAAAAGUUAAGUCAUUCCUUUUCUAACAAAUUAAAGAGUUCAUAAAAAUUGCGAUAAAUUCUUACGAUAAUGACGUUAAAGAUCAAGUUGAUGCUGGAAUAGUUGGUAAUGCAACUUUUGAAGCUAACGAUCAGUUAGAACACUUAAGCACUAUGCGCGAAGCUCUUUUUUCCCAAGAUGGCUGGGGCUGUCAGCAUGUCAACCAGGAUACCAAUUGGGAAGUACCCAGUUCGCCAGAGCCGACCAAUAAAGAUGCUGCCGGACCGACAAUGUGGAAGCCAAGCAUUAACAAUGGUACUGAUCUUUGGGAGUCCAAUUUGAGAAACGGUGGUCAGCCGACAGCCCAGCAAGUUCCAAAGCCGUCUUGGGGUCAUACCCCUUCCUCUAACCUUGGCGGAACUUGGGGAGAGGACGAUGAUGGGGCAGACAGCAGUAGUGUGUGGACAGGAGGGUCGGUAAACAACGUGGGAUCUGGAGCGGCAGUAGGAGUAAAUCAAGGCGGAGUUAAUGUUGGACCAGGAGGUGUUGUUUCAUCGAGCGGACCUCAAUGGGUACAGGGUGUUGUUAGCGUUGGACUUGGAUCAACUGGUAGCGGAGCAAACAAUUUAACUGGGACUACUGGAGUCGUCGCAGGUGGUAGCGGAAACUCCAACAAUACUGGCAACGGAUGGGGAGACCAUCGCGAAAUUCGUCCUUUGGCUGGAUCGAUGGAUAUUCGGAAUGUUGAUCAUCGUGGCGGUAAUGGUUCUGGGGGAACUUCUAGUGACCCCCGCGACAUACGAAUGAUUGAUCCGCGUGAUCCCAUUCGAGGAGAUCCCCGUGGGAUAUCCGGUCGUCUUAAUGGAACAUCAGAAAUGUGGGGUCAUCAUCCGCAAAUGUCGCAUAACCAGAUACAAAAUAUCAACAAAAUGGUUAGCCAAAGUGUUGCAACUCCGAGUACGAAUGUUCAAGGAACAUCAGGCCCGGGCAUCGGUCCCGGAGGUCCUGGUCCUGGACCUGUGCCGGGCAAUAUUCCGACACAGUGGGGGCCGGCGCAAGCUGUGGGCGUUGGCGUGAGUGGCCCUAAGGACAUAUCAAAGCAGAUAAGUGGAUGGGAGGAACCAUCGCCACCGCCUCAGCGCCGCAGUAUUCCUAAUUACGACGAUGGUACUUCUUUGUGGGGCCAGCAAACUCGUGUUCCGGGUGCUAGCGGUCACUGGAAGGAUAUGACCGAUCCAAUUGGUCGUGGUGGUCAUCUGAUGCGUGGUCAAAACCAGUCGGGUGGUAUCGGUAUCGCCGGCGUUGGCAAUAGCAAUGUUCCAGUGGGGCCCAAUUCCAAUAAUCCUAUGAAUAGUUUAGUUGGACAGCAGGCUCGCCUACCAUCUGUGGGAGGGGUACAACACAAGCCAGACGGAGGCGCUAUGUGGGUACACUCAAACAAUGUUAGCGGAAGGAAUACUGUAUCUGCUGUCACGUCUUGGGGAGAUGACACUCACAACGUUGCCGCCCCAAGCGGUGCAACUGUGUCCAGUAGUAACUGGGUGGAUGAUAAAUCCAACGCGACACUGGCACAAAACUCUUGGAGCGAUGCAGCUCCAGUUGGAGUUAGUUGGGGAAAUAAGCAAAGCAAACUGCCACCCACUAGUGCCUCAUCUGGUUGGAGCACUGCUGGAGGUGUAGGUGUGGUGGAUAGCGUUGAUCUGGGAUCCGAAUGGAACACACACGGUGGGAUCAUUGGAAAAUCUCAACAACAGCAAAAGCUAGCGGGAAUCAAUGUUGGGAUGGUGAAUGUUAUUAACGCAGAGAUGAUCAAGCAGAGCAAGCAAUUCCGGAUUCUUGUGGAGAACGGAUUCAAAAAGGAAGACGUGGAGCGGGCAUUAGUUGCUGCCAAUAUGAACAUCGAAGAAGCAGCCGAUAUGUUGCGUGCUAACUCAUCUUUGGCAAUGGAUGGCUGGCGCCGACAUGAUGAAAACCUUGGCUCUUAUUCUGAUCACACGAGUUCAACUAGUAGCGGAGGAUUUUCUGGUCGUUACCCAGUCAGCAGUGGACAACCUUCAAUGUCUUUUCCUCAUAAUAACAUUAUUAAUAACAUGGGUGGUACUGCUGUUACUGGAGGUGGAAAUAAUAAUGCCAACAUGACAGCCUUGCAAGUUCAAAAGUAUUUGAGUCAGGGCCAACAUAGCGUCGCUGUAGGACCUCAAACCGUUGGUAAUAAUUCCGCCGUAUCCGUCGGAUUUGGCCAGAGCACAUCUAACGCAGCAGUGGCAGCAGCAGCUUCUGUAAACAUAGCAGCAAAUACAAACAAUCAACCAUCGGGCCAGCAAAUUCGAAUGCUUGGUCAGCAGAUUCAGUUGGCCAUUCACAGUGGUUUCAUAUCUAGUCAGAUAUUGACUCAACCGCUAACACAAACUACCCUUAAUCUGCUAAAUCAACUUCUUAGCAAUAUAAAGCAUCUCCAAGCAGCGCAGCAAUCCCUCGCUCGCGGGGGAAAUGCGAAUCCAAUGGCAGUAAACGUGGCGAUAUCUAAAUACAAGCAGCAAAUUCAGAAUUUACAGAACCAAAUAAAUGCACAACAGGCUGUGUAUGUUAAACAGCAAAACAUGCAACCAACUUCGCAACAGCAGCAACAACAACAGCCACAACAACAGCAACAUCCCUCUGUACACUCAGGCAAUGACUAUUUAAGAAGUCACGAUGCAAUAAAUACCUUGCCUAGCAACUUUUCUGAGCUCAAUAUUAAUAAGCCAAGUGGUGGAUAUCAAGGAGCGUCCAAUCAACAAUCCCGAUUAAAUCAGUGGAAGCUUCCAGUAUUAGACAAGGACAUCAACUCUGACAGUACGGAAUUUUCCCGUGCCCCAGGGGCAACUAAACAAAAUUUACCGAACAACUCAAGCAACAUAAGCUCUUUGGGCCUACAAAAUGAUGGUACGUGGUCAACUGGACGCAAUAUUGGGGACGGUUGGCCAGAGCCCUCAUCUGAUAACGAGAAUAAAGACUGGUCAGUUGCUCAGCCAACUUCAGCAGCAACUGCUUACACCGACCUGGUCCAAGAGUUCGAGCCAGGAAAACCAUGGAAGGGUUCUCAGAUCAAAAGCAUAGAAGACGAUCCCAGCAUCACUCCUGGAAGCGUUGCAAGAUCUCCACUAUCCAUUAAUUCAACGCCAAAAGAUGCUGACAUAUUUGCCAAUACCGGCAAAAAUUCUCCGACUGAUUUGCCGCCCCUAAGUUUAUCGUCGUCCACAUGGAGUUUUAAUCCAAACCAAAAUUUCCCAGGCUGGUCUGAUAAUAGCCAGCAAUGUGCCGCAACUUCUGAGCUUUGGACAAGCCCUCUAAAUAAAUCAUCGUCUCGAGGACCCCCCCGAUUGACUGCCAAUUCAAAUAAAUCUGGUAACGGAGGAAAUUGUAGUACCUCAACAUCAUCUACCAUCAGCGGAGGUGCUAAUGGUUGGCUGCAGGCUCGAAGUGGUGGUCAAACUCCAAAUUCAACUUGGACAGGUGGUAAUACUUCAUGGGGCUCUAGUUGGUUGCUUCUUAAAAAUCUAACAGCUCAGAUUGACGGUCCAACUUUACGUACACUGUGUAUGCAGCAUGGUCCCCUCGUUAGCUUUCACCUAUAUUUGAACCAAGGAAUUGCCUUAUGUAAAUAUACAACUCGAGAGGAGGCGAACAAAGCGCAAAUGGCGUUAAACAACUGUGUUCUCUCCAACACCACAAUAUUUGCUGAAUCUCCGAGCGAGAAUGAGGUGCAGAACAUAAUGCAGCACUUACCACAAACAAAUUCAUCUGCAAGCUCUAGUGGAAGUAGUGCUGGCAACGGCGGAGGCGUUGGCACUCCAUCCAAUAGUGGCGCUAGCAGCUCAGGGGCUAGUUUGUCUGGAAACAGUAGCAACGGCAACGGUAACGGAAAUGGCGGCAGCAGCGGCAAUAAUGGCAAUAGCAGUGGCAGUGGCAACGGCAGUGGAGGCGGUGGCAGUAACCCGAUUCCAAAUGUCGCAAAUUCGAAUCUACUUGGAUCUAGUGGAGGAUCUGUCUCUAAUCCUUCUGGUGGUGCUGCAAGCUCUGGAACAGGUUCUGUAGGAAGUGUUACAGCGAGUAGCAAUUCCAUAAAUGGUGGGCCAGGAUCUGCAAACAAUGCUGGCUCAAAGAGUAGUUCAAAUGUAACUGUAACCGGUGUUCAGUCUAGCGCUUCUAGCCUAACUAAUAGCACCAACUCAACAUGGCGACAAACUGGCCAAAACCAAGCUCUUCAGGGUCAAAACAGGCCAUCAGGCAGAGAAGCUGACUUUGAUUAUAUAUCUCUCGUUUAUUCCAUUGUUGAUGAUUAAGAGAUCAAUGACCAGUUCCGUUGGUCAUUGACCAUUGACUAUCGCAUUCUGUGACUCAAGACACACACCCAAAAGCUUCAAAUGAUUCGAUACUAAGUAUGUAUGGAAAGCAAGACCAUGUUGUGAAGAAUAUAAAAGUGGAUCGACUGAUAGACGAAUGGACUUAGAAUUUUGUAUGCCCGUAGAUUUAUUUUUCUUCAUCGUUCAUAGAUCUAAAGAUGUAUAUGUAAGUUAAAAUUUAAUCAAUAUAAAACAAAAACAAACCCGACAUAUAGAUAUACAUAUAUAUAAUGUCAAAAAAAAAUGAUACACUUGAUGGUUUGCUGUAGCAAAAAGGCAUACCUUCCUAUUUAAGUAAAAGUGUUUUGACUUUGGCGCCCAUAGAUUAUACCUUGGGAAACGGGAAAAUAUUCUCAACAGUGUAUAUGUGUGCAUGCAAACUCAUAUAAGGUAAAAUAUACAAUAAAAAAAUAUGUAUGUAUGCAACAUACAUCAAAUUUUCAGUAACGACUGAAAUCGAGUGUCGGUAGCAUUAAGGGACAAAGUCUAAUGUAAUUAUCUAAUUAGAAGCCUUUGAUUUCCAAGAUUGACAUAGAGAGAACAUAUACAAGAUCCAUGUAUAUGAAUAUCUUUUGUGUACAUACAUAUAUGUUGGGGCUACGUCCUAUUUUGCUGCUUGUGCAUAUCGAUCAAAUACCUACUAUUCAUGAGUGUUUUUGUGUUUCCAUUAAGGAAAAAUACCUGUGUUAUAUUCAUUAUAGGAAGUUAUAAUCUUAUUACGGUUUUGCUUUCAUUAAAGCAUUCCCACCGAAAAAAUUCGGUUAUACAUUAUAAAAUCACAAUAAAAAUAUCAAUGAAGUUA
Messenger RNA from Drosophila rhopaloa, 5253 nucleotides. It is a transcript of the gene gw, whose product is annotated as protein Gawky. Gene Ontology annotation, cellular component: nucleoplasm; P-body. The record is from RefSeq and is a predicted model, not a curated record. Gene Ontology annotation, molecular function: RNA binding; protein binding. Lineage: Eukaryota; Metazoa; Arthropoda; Insecta; Diptera; Drosophilidae. Gene Ontology annotation, biological process: positive regulation of nuclear-transcribed mRNA poly(A) tail shortening; miRNA-mediated gene silencing by inhibition of translation.